AUGCCCACUCCUUCAAAACAUGUCAAAUUCGUCGCCUCGGACCCUUCGCGCGGCGGUCUCCCCGUGAAGCGCAAACAGGUCCAGCACGCCUGUGCCUCAUGUCGCAAGAAAAAGAGGCGCUGCGUUCAUGCUGAAGAUGCAGUCGAUGAGACUUCGCCUCCCGUGGAAGAAGAUGAGACAUCCCGGUCAACAUCAUUACCUUUACCAACACAACGGACUGCUCUCACAGACUCAUCGCUUCAAUAUGCAAACUCAACCGCAAAUGCCAGUCCUGCUGCGCCAACUCCAAGGCGCGAAUCAGGAAGCACGCCGAAUCAAUCUUCCCGCUUCGUGGGGGACCUCAACCCAGAGGGCAUGUUCAUGGAAGCUACAGGCUCAGCAUCCGUCCGCGAGACCUCACAGAAAGGAGAUGUAGGAAUAUGGCUUUCUUCGAAUAAUCCUGGACAAGCAAGUCAAUUCAUCACUUCAAGGCCGCCCCCGAUAAUGGAUCAGUUUUUACUACCGUUCGUCAAGGAGCAUUGUCUAUCCUGUCUUCCGCCACAUCAAGACUACCUCAAACUAAAAGCGCUGUAUCUUGAAAAGAUCCAUCCCAUCAUGCCGAUUAUACCGGAGACUGCGCUAGAAGGCGAUGAACCCACGAGUGUGGUGUUGAGACAACUCAUCUGUCUCGCUGCAUCCACAGACCCAAGCAUGGCGCUAUAUCUCCAUCUCCAGAACAAAGGCGAUGAUCUCCUCCCCUGCCAAGACUUCAUGCAAUCCGUCUCCUCCGCCGUCCGCGCAAUCCUCGAAACAAGCAUCAUAACAGACAGAGUCCUUCACAUCCGCGCCCUCAUCCUCCUAUCCCUCUACACCCAGCCCAACUCCUCCGAAGAAGCAGAUCUCCCCGCGCAACUCGGCGGCCGCGCUAUUCACCACAUCCAAACACUCGGUCUUCACUUGUUGAGAUACGACGGGCCCAACAGUGAGGAGCUGGAAACGCUGUUCUGUGCGGUUUGGGCGGUUGAUCGGAUUAAUGCCGCGGUGUAUGGGAGGCCGUGUCUUAUGCAUGAGAGGGAUAUAGGCGCGAAUCUGGAUGGGUGUAUUAGGAAGAGACCGCCGUGCUUUAGGCUGUUCUUGAGUGUUGUGCAGUGGUUGGAUCAGGUCAUUGAGCUGUAUCGUCCGGGACCAAGUGCUGAGGCGAGCGGCUUGGAUAAGAUUGCUUACAUCGAUCUUCCAGUUCUCGAGGCCAUGAUCGUUAACGCUGAUGCGCUCAAAGUACCGGGGUCACUCAUUGAACGCAUCGCCUGCGCCGUCCUGCGCGACCACCUCUCCCCCAUGCCCUUCGUCCCCUACGCCGUCUGUCUCGCCCUAAGCGUAGAGUACCGCAAGAUGCGCCACUCCCGCCUGCCCAUGUUCCGCUCGCGCGCCAUGCACGCAUUCCGCCGCAACUGCGAGAUGCUCCGCAAAUUCGGCGACUACUUCUGGAGCGCCAACGUGGUGGCAGGGCUAGGCGAGCGGGUGCUCAAGGAGAUGGAGCGCGCUGCUAACACGCUCACGCGGGAAUCACCGCCGCCGACGACGACGGUGAAUCCUGUGGCUGUGACGAAUCCUGUGGCCGUGACGAACCCGAGUAUGGUCAACGCUGUUCCGAGCGUGGAGCAGGCCGUGGACUUUUCGUUGAUUGAUGCGAUUUCGGGGGCGGAUGUGUUUGGGGCUAUUGAUCCAAGUUUUAAUCUGGGGGCUGUGGAGGAUGCGCUGGAAGCGAAUCUGGAUAUAGGACUGCCGAUGAAUUGGGUUGAUUGGGGGCAGUAUGCCACGCUGUCGUGA
Molecule: messenger RNA, 1806 nt
Organism: Fusarium fujikuroi IMI 58289
Lineage: Eukaryota; Fungi; Ascomycota; Sordariomycetes; Hypocreales; Nectriaceae
Exons: 4
Coding region: 1-1806 (601 amino acids)
Biological process (GO): regulation of DNA-templated transcription; DNA-templated transcription
Molecular function (GO): DNA-binding transcription factor activity, RNA polymerase II-specific; DNA binding; zinc ion binding
Source: RefSeq, a predicted model, not a curated record